UGUGACAAUAAUUUUUAAAUUCUAGUUGACCUUCUCAAUUUUAGUUGUCGUUAACAAGUUGAUGCCGUUGCAAGAAAUAAAAACCCUUUCUCCUCUGUUCUUCUUCUUCUGGUUCUAUCUUUUGAUAGAGAGAAACAAGGAAAUGGCUCAUCAUUCGUCUAAACUCAAGUCUCUCCCUCUUUCUCAAUUUGAAAUACAACCGAGAAAAUAUAUUCUUUUUCGAUAUUGUUUGUUGCUUCUGUUGAUGCUUUCUGCCGCAACCUCUGUUUUAAAGCUUGCAACUUCUUCAGCUUCUCGUUCUCCUCUAGUUCAAAAAGUAGAUGAUACUCCUUUUUCAGAAACAAGCAAAGAUAAAGAAUUUUUGAGGACUCAUGUUUCAUCACCCGAGAAUCAUCUUCAAGCCCGUGAAGAGGGAAGAAUUUCACCAUCUUCAUGUUCCAAUCUCAUUGAUGGAAUAACUACAUCAAGCACUGCAAAUGAUCAAGGGAUUCUAUGUUGUGACCGCAGCCAUCAACGCACAGACGUAUGCUACAUGAAAGGCGAUAUAAGAACCGACGCUCAAUCAUCGUCUAUCUUACUUCACAGCACAAAGGACGGAAACAUUAAUGACGAAAAAAUACGUCCUUAUACAAGAAAAUGGGAGACAGAGGUAAUGAACACAGUCGACGAAAUCACCCUCCAUCCAACCCCAAUCACUAACGAAAGCAAAUGUGACAUCAAUCACAGCGUACCAGCGAUUGUGUUCUCAACGGGAGGAUACACGGGGAACGUGUAUCAUGAGUUCAACGAUGGCCUGAUUCCGUUGUACAUAACAGCCGAGAGGUUCAAAGGGGAGGUCGUGUUUGUGGUUCUUGAGUACCAUUCUUGGUGGAAGACCAAGUAUGGAAGUGUUGUGAAGAAGCUGAGUAAUUACAAGAUGGUUGAUUUUUCGAGUGAUCGGAGGGUUCAUUGCUUUUCGGAGAUGAUGGUUGGAUUGAAGAUUCACGGGGAGCUCACAAUCGAUCCGACACUCAUGCACGGUGGCAAAGGAAUCCAAGACUUCCAGUCACUCCUCCACCAGGGAUUCUCCUCUCACCAACCAAUUCAACUUCAACCCCAAAAACCACGACCAAAGCUAGCAAUCUUCAUCCGAAACAAAUCCCGCGUACUUCAAAAUCUCAAAGUCAUAGUCAAAAUCUGCGAAAAAAUAGGCUUUGACGUGCAAAUCCUCAAUCCCAAAAGAAUUACUCCUCUCUCUGAGAUCUACACAGUCCUAAACUCUUCAGAUGCAAUGCUAGCAGUUCACGGAGCAGCCAUGACUCAUUUCUUGUUCAUGAGACCUGGCUCGGUACUGAUACAAAUUGUUCCUUUGGGAUUAGAUUGGGCCGCUGAAGCUUAUUAUGGUGAACCGGCGAAAAAGCUAGGAUUGAAUUAUAAUGUUUAUAAGUUGAAUCCUGCAGAGAGUUCUCUAUAUAAACAGUACGAUCGUCGGAGUUUGGUUAUAAGAGAUCCGGAGUCUAUUACAAGUAAAGGAUGGUCAGAGACUAAAAGGAUUUAUCUUGAACAACAAAAUGUUCGGGUAAAUCUUCGAAAGUUUAGCAGGCUGAUCGCAAAGGUUCAUUAUGAUAUUGUUCAUAGAUUACAUGCACAGAGUUGAAGGUAGAAAUUCUUUGUUGACAGAUUUUUGUUUUGUAAAUAGAAAAUUUAGAGUUAAUGAAAUAUGUUGAUUAAAUUUGAAUAUAGCGGAUAAGUUAUACAUAUUAGACUGUGUUUUUGGUGGGUUUGGUUUGAUGUUAUGGCCUUGAGAGUCUUCAAAUGUAUUUCUUAAACAAAAUGAGUGGGAUCCAGCCAGACAAGUAGCCUCUGUUUGGUCAAAC
Messenger RNA from Asparagus officinalis (garden asparagus), 1856 nucleotides. RefSeq names its product EGF domain-specific O-linked N-acetylglucosamine transferase-like. Gene Ontology annotation, molecular function: glycosyltransferase activity. Bases 62 to 1636 code for a protein of 524 amino acids. NCBI's taxonomy places the organism in Eukaryota, Viridiplantae, Streptophyta, Magnoliopsida, Asparagales, Asparagaceae. The transcript is spliced from 4 exons. The record is from RefSeq and is a predicted model, not a curated record.